AUGCACUGCUUAGUGAUUUUGAGGCUACAACUAGGGUCAACUCGUGUGAUCGGUCUAUCGUUGUUGGCAGCAGCCACAGGUAGUGGGCAGUUCGGCUAUCAGAAUGCUCUGCAUACGAUGGAUUAUGAAAACAGCUCGUAUUACGGUGAUUUUCUGUUACAAAGUACUUCGUAUCACGCCGGCUGCUUUUUCGGUUUCAUUGCCUUCUGCUUUAUUGGACAGCUAAUUGGGGUUCGCAGUGGAAUACGAGUGGGUGCAUUGUUGCUUGAAGUCACAUCGUUGUGUUCGCUGGCCAUCGUUAGCGAUACUGCUCGUCUUGCAAUGAUUGGCUGGCGAUUCUGUUUCGGAAUUUCGUCUGGAUUUUUCAUUUGCUUUCAAACAGUCCUAAUCGAUGACAUAUCACUGGACGAAUAUCGCCUCAAAAUGCAUGCCCUUAGUGGCUUAGCGGUGCCAGCUCUUUAUCUUGCUGCAGUCAUACUUGCCAGCAUUGAAUUUCUGCGCAGUAAAAUGCUGCUGCUUCCUGCCGCACCAUCAAUCUCCAUGGCAGUCAUCAGUAGUCCUGGUGCAACAGUGCGAGCAGCAUGCAUUGCUAUAGCAAUCAGUGUGGCCGCAGCGCUGGCUGAACCACCUUUGCUAAUGCCUUUCAGAAACAGUGUUCCAAUAGGAGAGGGGAUCUUACUAAAACUCGUGACAGUUUCAUCGGUAAUAUCAUUUCUAACUCAUGUGCUAAUGCUCUUCAUUGUGAAUGUAGUGGAAAGGCGACUCCUAAUUGUGAUCAGUCUCGCGGGCCUUGCUGCCUGCCACUUCUUUUUUGCUUUGCUUAUUCAUUUGCAAUGCGGCAAAGCUAUCUACUGCACCAUACUUUUGUUCACGUUGGUGGCGCUCUAUGCGGUAUUGUACAGCAUUGGUCUGGGUAUCGUAUGCUGGUCCAUCGCCCUCGAAACAGCAUUCGGGUCCACUGCUCGUCUAAUACAAGGUGCCGCACAUGCAUGCCGCGCACUGACCACUGUCCUACUUAUUAUAUUUAUCAGACAGUACAAACUGGUAAGCUACUCUUUAUACGCUCUGCUCUAUAUCAGCAAACAGUAG
This is a messenger RNA of Gongylonema pulchrum, 1089 nucleotides long. The record is from the annotation of a GenBank genome assembly. NCBI's taxonomy places the organism in Eukaryota, Metazoa, Nematoda, Chromadorea, Rhabditida, Gongylonematidae.